GUGGCAAAUGGUGGUGAAGAGCGUCAUCUUGUUUUUUUUGUCGCGUUGAGAGUUGUAAGAUUUUUACACGAAAAUCGAAUUAUUUGAAGGCGACAUUCGUCAACGAAUGAUUGAUUUAUUGAUUUCUUCGAUUUACGCAACUCUGAUAUUGGCACUGGUGCAGCAAAAUGCGUAGAUCAAACGAUGGUGACAACUGGCGAAAUCGAAAUGGAUCCUCCGAACAAAAAUCUAAUGGUGAUACAGAGGGUGGUUUUCAACGGCACUUUCACAGUAGAUCGAAAUAUGGCACUAAACCAUCCCCUCAAUAUGAAGUAUAUAGUAGAAGUCCUAACCAUGGGUACUCCAAUAGAAGUGGUUAUAACCUACAAGGAACCAAUAGCUUCACACGUCCUAGAUAUCACCGAUAUAACUCGUCGUACACACCUAGUGGCAAUACUUCUACUUGGGGUGGUAGAAUUGAAACCACAUGUAAUGUGCAAUACUUUAAUUUUACGCAACUGGAACAACUGGAUAAAAUGACUAGUGACAAAGUCAUAAUUAUGUUAAUGAAACAAAGAACAGAAUUUGAACAAUUCUUGAACAGUACAUUUACACCAGAUGCUUUAGUAGUAACUCUGCGGGUCCUCAGAAAUCUUUGCAGAGGUAAUUUCACAGAAAAUGUGACGGGGAUACUAAGCCGUGCCUGUUCUGAAACGUUUUUAAAAAGCUUAGAAUCGUAUCUGAUGUCAUUGCCUUUCGAAAUAGAGUCUGCUGCUAAGAAAAGUAACAAGAUUUAUUGGGAAGAUAGAAAUGGUUUCUGGAAGAAUUUAAUCGAAAUAUUCCAAACAAUGCUUGAUCUUCUGCCUAGCAAAGCUAGAGACGAACUUCCAGGGAUUCUAAACAAAAUGAACAUUAUUAUCACAAGCAUUGAAAACAACCAAGAUUAUGUAAUUGAUAAAAAUAUCAAGACUGCUGCACUAGAUAUGUCUAAUAAGUUGCAAAGCCAAUUACAAACUUUCGAAAUGAAAAGUGCGAUCUGUGCUAAAGAGUCUGAAAAAUUGGAAGAAAAUCCACCCGAAGACUUCAGGUCCUUGAGCAUCAUACCAACAAUAAAGGAUUUGUUUGAUAGUCAUCCUUUUAUUAGGAUUAAUAAAGUCACAGAAGCUUACAAUUCAGUAGAACAUUAUCUUGACGUGCACUUUCGUUUACUGCGUGAAGAUUUUGUACGCCCUCUUCGAAAUGGCAUUGAAGAAUACUUGAAUGACUUCAACCAACGUCAGAAUAAAAACCUUCGCAUUUAUAAGAGAGUCAGAUUUGUAGUUCCCGAGCGCGAUGAUUAUGGUGAUGUUCAUGAUGGGGUUGAAAUAUUUUUUGGAAUUAAGAGUCACGUCAAUUGGAGGGAUUCCAAAAGGCUUAUGUUCGGUGGACUAUUAUGCCUUAGCAAAGAUAAUUUCAAUACCAUAUUGUUCGCAACUAUUUCCAAUCGGGAUGAGAGAAAUCUUGCACAAGGAAUACUUACAAUCAAGCCAUGCAAUGGAACAGAGAUUACUUCGGAAAUUUACAACCAUGAUUUUGUUAUGUUGGAACCAAAACUAUAUUUCGAGCCAUACUUUCGAGUACUAAAUGCUAUGCUGCAUAUGGAUGAGACGAAUUUUCCAAUGAGAAAUUAUCUGGUAGAUGCUGAUACUUCGACUUUCCGACCUCGUUACAUUAACUUGGCUUAUCUGAGGUUCGGAGAAAUUAUAUUCAGAUACAAAGGAAUCGGAUUACCUGUAGCAUCAGACCAAACAUGGCCAUCAGCUCAGAAAUUAAAUCUAGAUGAAAUGCAAUACAAAGCAUUCAAAAGUGCACUCACGCAAGAAUUCGCACUUAUCCAAGGACCACCAGGAACAGGCAAGACUUUUCUUGCUUUGCAAAUAAUUCGCACAAUGUUGGAGAAUCGUGAAUACUGGCUGGAACAUGGGCCAGUCCUAGUUGUAUGCUUAACAAACCAUGCUCUGGAUCAAAUUCUUGAUGGAAUAUUAAAGUACACAGACUCUAUCGUCCGUGUUGGUAAUAGAUCAAAUAAUCCAAAAUUAGAGGAAUGCACACUCAAGAACAAACGUAACAACAGUUUCAUAAUCGGCAAUUCAGCAAGGCGUGCGCAGUCAAAUAUGUAUUUUGCAAAACAGCAAUUUCAAUAUCAUUUACAGAGAAUUGAACGAACCUGCAUUUUGAUUCAGAACUUAACACGAGAGAAUACUGUUGUUUUAUCACACGACCUGCAGAAAUAUUGUGGCGACUUAGUAUUACUUGAACUUGACAGUCGGGACAUCUUUAAACAGCUGCUCGGACCCAGCAUCUCAGAGGUUGAAUAUUUUGAAUCGAGGUGUAACCUAGUUGAGCCUGAACCUACUGGAAAUUCGGCAUAUCCAUGGCAAACUAAAUUAUUUCACAAGUUACGGUGUUCACUUUCUGACUCUGACUUUGUACUUCCUCUGAAAUGUAUAGACGAACUAAUACAUGAGAUUUAUGCACAAAUGCAUCUCUGCAGAAAUGAGAUGAGUAUUCUGCCGUUCGAUCCAACUACUGAAUUGGAGUACGAUAUUGCUGAACUACGUAAACUACGAGCAAAUUUAGAGCAAAAACUGGCUCAACAUCCAUUACUGAAUACAGAAGAAAAUCGACGUCCUCAACAUCCAAAUUGGGAAAAAUAUUGGCAAUGGAUAACAAUCAGUUAUGAAGGCGCAAUGUCCGAUUUGGUUAAGCUUAAAGAACGGUCCGGAUACUGGCUUCAGGAAUUGAACAAAGCUAAGGAGUCUUUUGAUUUAGAAAUACUACGGGAACAUGAAGUCAUUGGAAUUACUACAACAACCGCGGCAAGACUACACGCUUCCCUACGUGCUCUUCAUGCACCGAUAGUACUGGUAGAAGAAGCAGCUGAAAUUCUUGAAGCUCACGUUGUUUGCACUCUAACUAAAAGUUGCCAACACCUCAUCCUGGUUGGGGAUCAUAAGCAACUGCGACCAAAAGCAGCUGUUCACGAAUUGGGAACUAAAUAUAAUUUGAACAUAUCUCUGUUCGAAAGAAUGGUCAAUAUACAGGGAGACUAUACGCAAUUGACGAGUCAACAUCGAAUGCGACCGGAAAUUGCUGGAUUGAUAUGCCCAUCUAUAUAUGAGACACUUCACAAUCAUGAGUCCGUUUGCGCAUACCCUUCCAUCAAAGGAGUGAGCAAAAAUUUAUUUUUCUUACAUCACGAGCACGAAGAAGUUAGCUCUGAGUAUAAUGACGACAGUUGGACAAAUCCACAUGAAGCCAAAUUUCUAGUCGCACUUACCAGACAUCUGAUAUUACAAGGAUAUGAUGUAUCAGAAAUUACAAUAGUCUGUACCUAUGCUGGUCAAUUAUUCGUAUUGAUAAAGGAGAGAGAGCGUUAUGCAAUCCUCAGAGAUUUACGCAUAACAACGAUUGAUAACUAUCAGGGUGAAGAAAAUAAAAUAAUCCUGUUAUCAUUAGUACGAAACAAUAAAGAAGGAAAUAUCGGUUUUCUCAGAGAGGAAAACAGAGUUUGCGUAGCACUGUCGCGUGCUCGAGAGGGUCUUUACAUUACGGGAAAUAUGCAUAAUCUCACAAAAAAUAACCAUAUCUGGCCUAAGAUCAAAAAUGUUUUAGAAAGUGGCAAUACGAUUGGUGAUUGUCUCGAAUUACAAUGUCAAAUUCACCCUGCUGAAUUAAUAAGCGUACAAGGGUCAGUGGAUUUUCAAAAAUCCCCGGAAGGAGGUUGCUUGAGAAAAUGUGAUGCAAAGUUGUCUUGCGGACAUACCUGUUUGAGCGUAUGUCAUGUUGUUGACCGUGAGCAUAUUGCAGAGCAUAAGUGCCACCAGCCUUGUCUUAAAGCUUGCCCAAAAAGUCAUCCUUGUCCGCUUACAUGUUCUCAAACUUGUAAAGACUGCCUUGUAGUCGAAAAUCGAGAACUGAAAUGCGGCCACACUGUGCCUGUUCCAUGUUGGGUAGAUUCAGACUCAUUUUUAUGUCCUGUCAUGGUCAAUGGGACUUUACCUGACUGUAAUCACACGGUUUUAAAACCGUGUCAUAAAUCUGUCAACGAUUACCCAUGCUCGCAUCCAUGUGAUGUGCGAGUUCCAUGUGGCCACUCUUGCGAAUUGAACUGCCAUGUAAAUAAAGACCCUGAUCACCUGACGUACAAGUGUAAGAAGGACUGUACAAGAACUAAUCUCAACUGUAGUAUGAAUCAUGCAUGCAAAAAGCAAUGUAGUCAAAAGUGCGACUUGUGCGAUAUCAAUAUGAAGAAAGAACGCUCUUGUGGACAUUACUUUGAAUGCUUAUGCAGUCAAGAUGUCGAAGCAAUUGUGUGCAAUAAACCAUGCAAGCGUGACAUGGAUUGUGGCCACAAGUGUCAUCUGAAAUGCGGUGAAGUUUGUGGAAAAUGUCAAGUAAUAGUCGAAAAAGCAAGCACAUGUGGACAUAAGAUGAAAUUAAAAUGCUGCGAAGAGGCAACAUCUUCAAAAUGUAGCAAUGAGUGCAAGCUUAAACUAGCCUGUGGACAUCCUUGCAAAGCUAAGUGUAAAGAUCCAUGCACUACUGUGUGUAAGCUCAUGGUGCACAGAAGUCAACGCGGAUUGUGCGGUCACAAUUUUUCAGUGCCUUGUUAUUUGCAAGAAACAGGAAAUCCGUUGGAAUUAUUAAAAUACUGUAAAGAACCAUGUGUGACAGAACUGGCUUGUGGACAUAUCUGCAAAGGUAAUUGCGGAUACUGUAAACAAGGACGCAUACAUACACCUUGCGGCGAAAUCUGUGGCAACAUUCUCGUUUGUGGGCAUAAAUGCGAGGUUCCUUGCAGACAAGAGUGUCCACCUUGUAAGAAAGUUUGCGAAGUCAAGUGCCGCCACAAUAGAUGCAAUAAAAAAUGUGGAGAACCGUGCACACCAUGCAAGGAAAAAUGCGGUUGGGGAUGUCCUCACUCCAAAUGUACCAAACGGUGCUUCGAAUUCUGUGAUAGAGAGCCGUGCAAUGAAGAGUGCCCAAAGCUAUUAAAAUGUGGCCAUUCCUGUGUUGGUUUUUGCGGAGAGCCAUGCCCACCAUUAUGCCGGAUUUGUAAUAAAGAAGAACUUAUGGAGGAAUUUUUCCUUGGCAAUGAGGAUGAACCGAAUGCAAGAUUCAUAUUAUUGGAAGAUUGUGGGCAUUGCAUAGAAAGUGAAGGGCUUAUGAAAUGGGUAUCAGAACGCAGUGACCCAAUUCAAAUAAAAACCUGCCCACGCUGCAAAACGUUUGUCAGUAAAUGUAUGCGAAUAAUGAAUCAAAUUAAAACGGACGUGGCAGAUGUACAAGCAAUCAAGAAAAAAAUAUUUGGCGACCAAACAUGGUUGCUGAACCAACAACAGCUUUUUCUCAAAGAAAUCAAACGCAUGCAAGAAAAUCGAAUUUCACAGAAUUUCCUGGAUCUGAAUAAUUUUUUGAGAGUUUUGCACACCAAAGUGCUUCCUAUGACAAAAAAAAAGCGGCGGCAGGUUUUGGAUGUGCGAGCAACGGAAACUACCAAGAUCACACUGAACAUUUUACAGCAUAUAAUUGAAAAACUGGAGAAUAUAGAUCCCACAAUUACGAUCUAUCCAUGGUUAAAUAAUCAGGUUGUGAUGUUAGUACAAUCACUUUCAAUUAGGGGACAGAUUUCCAAUCAGGAAAUCAACGACAUCGAAAAAGAACUUCAGAGAUUACAUUACAUGGUUGAAAUUUGUAAGAUGAAUCUUCAGAUCGUCUUCCAGCAUAGUGACACUGUGGGACAUGAAAUCGGAUUUAUAAAUUUAGUGGAGAAACUUACAAGUAUUCAUAAAUUUACUGAAGAAAGAGAAUUGGAUAUUAAAAAUCAGAUACAUAUACUCGCACCAUUAUUAGAUAUGAAAAAGGUCAUCCUGAUGGAUAACGAGCGUAAGAUGAUUGUUAAAGCAAUAGGCUACAAACAAGGUCAUUGGUUCAAGUGUCCGAAUGGACACAUUUACACCAUUGGAGAUUGCGGAGGUGCGAUGGAAGAAAGCAAAUGUAACGAGUGUGGAGCUGCCAUUGGCGGUGGAUCACAUCGUUUAAGAAGCGAUAACUCAUUGGCUACUGAUAUGGAUGGAGCUACACGUCCUGCUUGGCCUCUGUGAUAAACCUACACAUUGUUUGAAUAACAACAAAUAAACUUACGUUAACGAGUACCACUUAUCCACUCAUGCUUUUUAAUAGUCUGUAUUAAUCGGUUUACUCUAUUUUUUGGUAAUCAUCAGUUCGACAGGAAUCAGAGAUUCGAAACUGAACGAUUGUGAAAUCCGAUCGCUCUCGUUUCUCAGCGUAACUUUUCCAAUUAAUUUAUCAA
Molecule: messenger RNA, 6334 nt
Organism: Diprion similis
Lineage: Eukaryota; Metazoa; Arthropoda; Insecta; Hymenoptera; Diprionidae
Product: NFX1-type zinc finger-containing protein 1-like
Exons: 17
Coding region: 168-6125 (1985 amino acids)
Biological process (GO): regulatory ncRNA-mediated heterochromatin formation
Cellular component (GO): nuclear RNA-directed RNA polymerase complex; nucleus
Molecular function (GO): helicase activity; ATP binding; zinc ion binding
Source: RefSeq, a predicted model, not a curated record